AUGCCCGACGUAAAAAAGGUGUCCUCGCUAAAAGGACAUACAGAACGAGCCACGGAUGUUGCAUUCUCCCCCAUCAACCACCAAUUGGCGAUUGCCUCAGCCGACCGGACUGCAAGACUAUGGAAUCACGAUGGGUCGGCCCUCCGAACGUUCGAGGGCCACUUGGACCGUCUCGCCCGCAUUGCCUUCCACCCAUCCGGAAAAUACUUAGGCACGGCUAGCUUUGACAAGACUUGGAGAUUAUGGGAUGUGGAUACUGCGGCUCCAUGUGGGCUCGAUUCUCUUGCUCGUGUGUGGGACCUUAGGUCCGGGAAAAGUAUUCUCGCUUUUGAAGGGCAUGUGAAGCCGGCUCUAGCUGUCAAAUUUGAGCCUCAGGAGGGCUACUUUCUGGUUACGGCUUCGUAUGAUAUGACUGCUAAGAUCUGGUCUUCUAGGGAUUUUAAGCCUGUGAAGACACUGUCCGAUCAUGAAUCAAAAGUUACAUCAUUGGAUAUCGUCGGAGAUGGACAGUGCAUUGCGACUGUUUCUCAUGACCGAACGAUCAAGCUAUGGUCGGCUAGAGAAUCUGAGAAAGAGAAGGAUAUGGAAUUCGACUAG
Molecule: messenger RNA, 597 nt
Organism: Striga hermonthica
Lineage: Eukaryota; Viridiplantae; Streptophyta; Magnoliopsida; Lamiales; Orobanchaceae
Source: the annotation of a GenBank genome assembly